AUGGAUAUACAUGUUUGGAGAGACAACUGGUUACCCACAGAGCCUCCUCGUCCUCUAUGUCCCAGGCAAGACACUGUUCCUCCCAAUUUCUAUGUAGCUGAUUUUAUUAAUCCUCGAACUUCUCACUGGGACUAUCAAAAGUUGACUACAUUUGUGGAUUCUGACGACAUAGCAAAUAUUAUGCAAUUGCGUCCAAGCGUAUCCUCUGCCAAUGAUGUUCUUACCUGGGCCUACACAAAUCAAGGGGGAUACUCAGUUAAGUCUGGAUAUUAUAUCCAAAGACAAACAUUAAAUCAUCUACUCUUUCAAUGUCAAGUCACCAAAGAGAUUUGGGAGUUAGCCACCUCUGUAAUAAUGCAAACUGAGCUCCUUACUCAAAAUACGUUGCUGCAAAAUUUAAACUUAAGGAUAACUCAAUUGCAACCUCACCAUGCUGAAACACUUGUGUUUUUUCUAGGAUGGCGUAUCUGGAAAAUGCGUAACAAAUUGUUCUUUGAACACAAGAGAGAUCACAUCACUCAUUCUAUAAGGAUGGCUUUCUUAGACAAACAGCAAUGGGAGGACUCGCUUCAUUCGGAGUCGCCUGUUACAGAAAAUGUAUCUUCGUCUGAAGCUACCUUAAUUACCGAUGUUAUUGGAGACAGUUCUACCUAUUACUGCUUAGUUGAUGCGUCUUGGGUAUUAUCUUCAAAUAGAGCAGGAAUUGGAUGGUCCUUAUAUAGCAAAGAAGGCAUUCAAUUGCUCCAAAGUAAUGCAUCUAUACCACAGACGCAAACAUUUAUUCAGGCCGAAGGAAUAGCUUUACUUAUGGCUAUUCAACGUCUUCAGGUAAUUGCAAAGUCUUAUAUGAUAUCCUUGCUUCUCACAGUGGAGGACAACAGCUCAAUGGCACACCAUUCUCUUCAGCCUCCAUUGCAAUUCUCCUACAAGAUAUCUUAUCUCUCUCCUCUACAUCGUCUUUUCACUUUAAAUAUGUUUCACGAAAUUUACUACAUGAAGUCGAUAAGUUGGCCAAGGAAGCUAGACGGCAUUGUAAAGAGUACGGUGUUACGUGGUUCUUGUAACUUGUACGCCUUGUUCUAUUAA
Messenger RNA from Thlaspi arvense, 1086 nucleotides. Lineage: Eukaryota; Viridiplantae; Streptophyta; Magnoliopsida; Brassicales; Brassicaceae. The record is from the annotation of a GenBank genome assembly.